Coturnix japonica (Japanese quail) is the source of this 5198-nucleotide messenger RNA. It is a transcript of the gene DCAF10, whose product is annotated as DDB1 and CUL4 associated factor 10. Gene Ontology annotation, molecular function: protein binding. Gene Ontology annotation, cellular component: Cul4-RING E3 ubiquitin ligase complex. Lineage: Eukaryota; Metazoa; Chordata; Aves; Galliformes; Phasianidae. The record is from RefSeq and is a predicted model, not a curated record.
UUGUGGUGGCGGCGCAGGCGCGGUGCUGCGGGGCUGAGGGAGGCGCGGCCCGGCGAUGCCCGGCCCGGGCAGGAGAUGAGCUCGGAGCCGGGGUACAACCCCGGAACGUCGGCCCCAGAGCCCGGCAUGAAGCAGGAACAGCAGCCGGUACCUACAGCCCCACAACGGACCGCUCCGUCUGCCGGCCUGUUCGCUUGGCUCCGCGGGCGGUGCCUGGGCCGCAGCGCCGCUGUGGAUCCGGCUCGGGAUAGUUACCGUGCUAUGACCGGGUUAUACGGAUCCAUCCAGCCCGCUGACUCCGUGUACCUCAGCACCAGAACGCACGGAGCCGUAUUUAACCUGGAAUACUCACCGGACGGGUCUGUGCUGACUGUUGCUUGUGAACAGACUGAAGUGCUGCUUUUCGACCCGAUAUCUUCAAAGCACAUCAAAACUCUCUCUGAAGCUCACGAAGAUUGUGUAAAUAAUAUCAGGUUUCUAGAUAAUCGACUUUUUGCAACUUGUUCCGAUGACACUACAAUAGCACUUUGGGAUCUGAGAAAGCUGAACACAAAAGUGUGCACUUUACACGGUCACACCAGCUGGGUUAAGAACAUUGAGUACGACACCAAUACAAGGCUGCUGGUAACAUCAGGAUUUGAUGGAAAUGUGAUCAUCUGGGACACAAACAGGUGCACUGAAGAUGGGUGUCCCCACAAGAAGUUUUUUCACACCCGUUUUCUUAUGCGAAUGAGGUUGACACCAGACUGUUCCAAAAUGCUGAUCUCAACGUCCUCUGGAUACCUUCUGAUUUUGCAUGACCUCGAUCUAAACAAAACUCUAGAGGUUGGCAGCUACCCCAUUUUAAGAGCUAGGAGGACUGCAUCAAGUUCAGAUAUAACAUCCUCGAGUCUGUCCAGUCCUCGAGCUGUUGGUUCCCCAUGUCACCAGAGUGAUUCGGGUCCACUGUCUGAGAAGCAAAUGUCCCGGUCCUCACAGCGAGAAGGUGGAUCACCUAGAAAUAGUUUGGAGGUCUUAACACCAGAAGUUCCAGGAGAGAGAGACCGAGGCAACUGCAUUACAUCCCUACAGCUACAUCCAAAAGGGUGGGCUACCCUUCUUCGGUGCUCAAGUAAUACAGAUGACCAGGAGUGGACCUGUGUCUAUGAAUUCCAGGAAGGUGCCCCCGUGCGCCCCGUCUCACCUCGCUGCUCCCUGCGAUUGACUCAUUGCAUUGAAGAAGCCAAUGUUGGCCGAGGUUACAUCAAAGAGCUCUGCUUCAGUCCUGACGGCCGGAUGAUUUCAUCCCCACACGGCUUUGGGAUCCGCUUGUUGGGGUUCGACGCACACUGCAGUGAACUUGUUGACUGCUUGCCCAAAGAAGCCGGUCCCUUGAAAGAAAUCCGUUCCCUGUAUUCCCACAAUGAUGUGGUACUGACAACAAAGUUCUCUCCAACGCACUGUCAGAUCGCCUCGGGGUGCCUUAGCGGACGCGUUUCUUUGUAUCAGCCAAAGUUCUAGGCUCAUUGUACAUCAACAGGACCUUCAAACGUUUGUGUUCUAACUACUUCAGCUUAGUUGAAGUUUGUUCUUUUGGAAAUCCCGUAAAUCCAGAUGAGAUCAUCGUUUCUGUGGUCUCAGUACGUAAUAAUGACGUGAGUUCCUUGUCCAGCACUGUAUGCAUUCUCAUCCUGCAUCCGCAAGUCAGGCUCCAUGCGUGGUGUUUUCAGCCUUCUAGGCAGACCUCAGCUGCUUCUGACCCUGUGCCAUCAAGUCAUCAUUCUGUUUGGUUUCGUACUGUAGUACUUGCUGGUUAUUUCCUUCAGCACGCUCUGAAGUGGGUUGUCUAAAAGAAACAUAGGUGGGAUGCAGGUAGGAGCUCAGCCACAACGCAGCCAGGCUUCCCUGGUGCAGCACCUCUCUAUUCCAGGGGACCUCUCCCUUGCUGAAGCUGCCGUGCAGUGAUUGUUAGAUACAGAGCAGGUUUUGUACGCACUACAUUAGUUGGCCCAAAAAGAUAGGAAAAAAUUGUUUUGUAUUUAUUUUCUUUUUUUUUUUUUUUGUGGUUAGUUAGAAAAAUUAGUCAGCUUUCUGUAGUGAUUUGCUGUACUAAAAAAAAGUAUUUUUAGUUUGCUUUUCCUUAAUUGGAAUUGGUAGAAGGAAGAGGCCCCCAGGUAACAGCAAUACAAUGAGGUGACAGCCCCAAGUUGCACCAGGGGAGGUUCAGGUUGGGUGUAAGGAGCUGUGGCACUAAGGGACACCGUCAGUGGGCAGGGCUGUGCUGGGAUUGGGGAUUUAGUGGUCUUUUCCAAACAUAAGGUUUGUAUGAUGCUAUGGACUGAGACAUUGCUGCAUUUCUUCCUCAGAAUUGAGUUGGAAUUGCCUGGAGCAGAGUAGCAGGAGCUGAAUAGGUAAACCAGAGUAACAGGAGCUGAACAGGUAAACCAGAGUAACAGGAGCUGAACAGGUAAACUUCUUACGUUGCAUCCACUGCACAUGACCCUUAGAGAAUGUUUCUUACAGUGUGUGUGGUUAAUUGGCAACUUUUAGUCCUCAGCCAGUUGGAUUUGUUUGGUGAGAAGCUUUCCACAUCAGUCACAUAAACCUUCUUCCUCUGUUGGAAGAUGAGCAGUGCAGGGUUUUUACUUGUGUUCAGGCCUUGACAUCUUCCUACUGCUAUGCACCUCGUGUUACAGCAGGAGUUGAUCUAGGGAGUGUCUGUAGUGCAACUAGAUAAGUAUUUCUUCACUAGUGUUGCCAGUUUGAGGGUGGAUUAGAGCCAUUCCUGUGUAAAGUGAUAACAACAACCCCAGGCAACCCUACAGGCUUGGGGAGGUGAGACUGGAAAGCUGCCUGAUGGAAAGGGACCUUGGUGUGCUGAUGGACAGUGGGCUGAAUAUGAACCAACAGCGUGGCCAAGAAGUGGCUUCCUGGCUUGUAUCAGGAAUGAUGUGAGCAGCAGUAGGGAGGCAAUCCUGCCCCUGUACUCGGCAUUGGGAUGUGGUGCUCAGGCUGUGAUUAAGCAGAGGGCUGUUAGUUAGGGUAGGAUGGUUGUGUUGGGGUUAAAUGAUCUUUAAGGUCUUUUCCAGCUGAGUGGUUCCAUGAUUCAGCCCAGUGGAAGGAGUGGUGUUCAGGUUUUAUCUUUCUGAACCAUUACCUUGUGGAUAAAUUCGUUGCUGAGCUUUGGAUUCUCUCUAAUUAGCCCAAAAAACAAUGACCACGUUGAAAAAGACAAACCCUUAACCUUGCACCGUUAAAAUUCCAAGUGCCCCAGCUAUAUAAACCUGCCUGUCUCAGAUAGAAUUGUUUCAUAUCGUGCGUUAAAGUCUGCACUAGGAGCAAAGUACAGCGGUGGCCUCGGACGCGUUUACUUUUGACCUCUCAAGUGUUGCAACGCUUAAACGCAUUUCCCACCUGUUCCACUGGUCUAUGCGUCAUUGUAGCUCUGUUACGCGUUUGUAGGGGAUGAAAAAGAGACCAUUAAUAGGACUAGAAGAUGACAUCCAUGUCUGUGUACCUUUAUUGUCUGUGUAUUUCAGUACGCCCGCAGCCACUGGGCGUCAUCAGUCCAACAAGGGGGUAGUUCAGGGACAAACGUAACCUCCAUCAGAAUUACUGGGGAUAAAGCACAGUGAUACUGACACACUGCUGUUUGCACUCUUUUGAGACUUGGUAAGGACAAUUUGCCUACCACCAGAAUAGGAAUGUAAAUGUCAGGUUUUUUUCUGUGUUCUCUUUUUGUUGUUGUUGUUAAUUUGGGCGGCGCUGAUGUGCAGCAGGUCCCGAUACCAUGAGAUACCAUGAAACGCAGACCUGCUGCUCUGCGCCUCGCCCUCCUGAAAGCUUUUAAGAAGUCUAGUUUACAAGAUUCUACGAGAUUCGGAGUAAAGGAAGGUUGAGAACCGUGAUAUUUUUGUCCUGCGAGAGAAAGAAACUUCUAAUUUCCUGAUCUUGGUCAAUGGUGCAUUUUCUUAUGCACUGGGUAUCUUCAUUUAAGUGUAAAGUUUUUAAUACUAGAACAAAUUGUGCAUGUAAAUAUUUUGAGAUACCUGAGAUUUCGUAGUAUGAAGUGUAGCCUUUUCAUACAAUAUAAAAGGAUCAGAACCGCUCUGAAUAUAUUGUACUUAACAGCCGUACAGUAACUUACUAUUUGUGGAACGUUUUCCUUGCUUGCGUAAUAAAUUAAACAUUUAAUAACUCAGUAAAUUAAAAUCUAUUUUAAUGUAUUUGUCUUACACUGGGCUGUGUUCUGUAACGCACACUGGAACUGAGGGGGAAAGAGCCACACGUGGAGCAACAUCUGCGUGUUUCUUUCUGGUGUUGGUUCGGCUUGAGCACAAUGAAUGAAUCCAGUUCUGUUGUUUAUUCCAUCAAGAUUAAAUAAAUCCACAACCAUGACACCGGUAAAAAUCAGAUUCUGCCAGUAACAAACAUUCAAUAAACGUUUUAUUUCGAUGCAGAUAACCACAACAUUCAGAUACAGCAAUGCUCAUUUGUGCUGGGCCCUCUUGGACUGUGAAGCGAAGGACCUCAUUAGGAUCAAUAAUCAUGACACACUGAUUAGAGCAAAAGUAUUUUGUGACAGUUCAACAAACAAAAAAACCACCACUACAAGCUUAUGAAAAGAGCAACUUGGUAAAAGUUUAUCCCCAUCUUUCAGAAUAGUUGGUGAGGUUGUUCUGUUUUUUUUUGUUUUGUUUUUAAAUAUAGCAUAAUGACAUCAAGUUCCCAGGACAACCAAGUAUUUCUCACUAGGACCUUCUCUUGGUCUGUUAUGCUCAUCCCCUCCAGUGUCCCAGCAGGACACAGAACACCACGUAUUUCUGUACAUCUUCAUCUACACUUGCCCACAGAAGUCCGCCAACGCUCUCCAAGUGCUGCAUAAUUCCAAAGGUCUGUCUGCCUCCUGGUUCAAUCCUCAUAGUGCUACAAGUACAAUUCUGUCUUACAGAACUGAUAAAACGUACACGGCAAGGAGACAGAGCUCCAUCUUCCCUGCAAGAAGACUUGUUGUGAUCGGUUCCGUCACAGCUCUGAUGAAACGCGAGCCAUCCGCAAAAGACAAGAUGCCUCUCUAUAAAGAGCUGCCCGAGAACGACCGCCACAACAGGAGAGCGCAGGAAAAUGAACUAUUUUAUAAUCAGCGUUACAAAAAAGAGAGACGUCUUCUUUCCGGCCUCGCAGCUGUAGAAUAAUAGAAAAAGAAGUAAAAAAAAAAA